UCGUAAAGCAUGCUUUGCAGUGCAAGUCUGCACGAAUGAUAGUGCAGUUUCCUCCUGUUAGCUAGCUAAUGUCUGUUGUCUGUAGCCAUUAAACUGCUGAAUCAGAGCUCACAGUGACUAAUCUCCAUUGCUCAAUACCAAGAUCUUCAUCCAUAUAAGGAAAUCUAACCCCCGCAGCAGCUCAGAUAACCAUCAUUGUGACUUGCAGAAUAUAUUUAAUAGUUGACCUUGUGAUCGUGAGAAGGGAUCAGUGUUGCAAGUAUAUUAAUGUCUGUGGAACCUCCUACAAAGAAAGCACGUCUGGCAAGCAACAACAACAACACACACGAGGGUGACCAAGCGACUAACGGAUCCUCCAUGGCUGAACCUACCACUGAGAUCGAUGAGGGGCUCUACUCAAGACAACUAUACGUGCUUGGCCAUGAUGCAAUGCGUAAGAUGGGAGCAGCCAAUGUGCUCAUCUCUGGGAUGAAGGGACUGGGCAUUGAAAUUGCUAAGAAUCUGGUGCUCGCUGGAGUCAAGUCUGUGACUAUCCACGACCCUGAUAGCAUCACCAUGGGUUACCUAUCAUCACAGUUUUUCUUCCGAGCGGCUGAUGUUGGCAAGAACUGUGCGGAGGUGAGUCGGGAGAGACUGGCUGAACUCAACUCUUACGUCAGAGUGGAGGUAUUGGCUGGGGAACUCAGUGAAGAAGCCGUCAGUAAAUAUCAGGUGGUGGUGUUGACACAGUCUCCACUGGACGAGCAGAGGAGUGUGGGCGACUACUGCCACACCCAGAACAUCAGGUUCAUUGUCGCCGACACAAGAGGACUCUUCGGACAAGUGUUCUGUGAUUUUGGUGAGAAUUUCACUGUCUUUGAUAUGACUGGAGAGCAGCCAAUCAGUGUCAUCAUCUCGUCUGUUACCAAGGAAACCAAGAGCGUGGUUACAUGCUCUGACGAGACACGACAUAACUUUGAGUCUGGUGACUACGUAACAUUUGCGGAAGUGCAGGGCAUGACAGAGCUGAAUGGUUGCGAGCCUAAACCAGUGACUGUGCUAGGGCCGUACACGUUCAGUGUUGGUGACACGUCAGGAUACUCUGAGUAUACUAGAGGCGGGAUUGUGACGCAAGUCAAGCAGCCAACUGUCAUCUCAUUUAAAUCGUUCAGUUCUUCUCUGACUGAGCCUGAAUUUAUUGUGUCCGAUUUUGCCAAAUGGGAUCGGCCGGCACAGCUCCAUCUAGCCUAUCAGUCAUUGGACGCCUUUGUAAAGAGGGAGGGGCAACUGCCACGCCCCUACAACAAGGAGGACGGGCUCAAGUUAGUCGAACUGGCCAAGAAAAUCAACUCUGAGGCAACCAAUAAGGUGGACGAGAUAGACGAGCAUCUGCUAGCCAAGUUCUCCUACCUAGCUAGAGGUGACGUCUCUCCCAUGCAAGCCGUCAUUGGCUCCAUCACAGCUCAAGAAAUCGUCAAAGCUUGCAGCGGCAAAUUCAACCCUAUUCGACAAUGGUUCUAUUUCGAUGCUCUCGAGUGUUUGCCAGAGGACUUCCAUGAGUUGCCGGAGGAGGCAGUGAAGGCUACUGACAGCCGCUAUGACGGACAAGUGGCAGUUUUUGGAGUGGACUUUCAGAAGAGGCUAGAACACCUCAAGUAUUUUGUGGUUGGAGCUGGUGCUAUCGGUUGUGAGAUACUCAAGAACUUUGCGAUGAUGGGAAUAGGGGCGUGUCCAGAGGGUGUGAUCUACGUGACGGAUAUGGACAUCAUCGAGAAAAGCAACCUCAACAGACAAUUUCUCUUUCGGCCAUGGCAUAUUCAGAAACCCAAGUCUACGACAGCUAUAGAGUCGGUGAAGGAAAUGAACCCUGCACUCAACGCUGUAGCACACGAGAACAGGGUGGGGCCAGAAUCAGAGGGUGUAUAUGACGACAAGUUCUUCGAGGCUCUGGACGGAGUCGCAAAUGCUCUAGACAAUGUGGAUGCCAGACUGUACAUGGAUCGUCGGUGUGUUUACUACCGCAAGUCUCUACUAGAGUCAGGCACCCUGGGUACAAAGGGAAACGUCCAAGUGGUCAUACCUCAUCUCACAGAAAGCUACGGAUCGUCCCAAGAUCCUCCCGAUAAAGAGACACCGAUGUGUACACUCAAGAACUUCCCCAAUCAGAUUGCUCACACUCUGCAGUGGGCACGUAGCGAAUUCGAAGGCUUGUUCGUACAGCCUGGGGCUAAUGUAAACGAGUAUCUGAGUGACCCCGAGUUUGUGGCAAGGAUUAUUAAACAGCAAGGACAGACUCCGUUCCAGAUCUUUGGCAUCAUCAAGAAAUCCACGGUGGAUGAUCUGCCCUCCAGUUUUGAUGACUGUAUUGUGUGGGCGAGAAACCUCUUCUCUGAAUAUUUUGAGAGGACGAUCGCUCAGCUCCUGCAUGUCUUCCCACCAAAUCAUAACACUACCACUGGUCAGCCAUUUUGGUCCGGCCCUAAGCGGUGCCCCAAGGUGAUAAACUUUGACCUCAAGGAGAGCCUCCAUGUUGACUUUGUGCAGUCAGCCGCUCUCCUCUUUGCUGAAACUUACUGUAUCACUGAUGUGAAGGACCGGGCGUACAUUGCUGAGAAGGCAGCUAGUGUGACGGUGGAGUCAUUUGUGCCCAAGAACAUAAAGAUACACACGACAGAUGCAGAGGCCAGAGCUGACGAACAAAUCACCACCAGUGAGGAGGAGUUGGAGACCAUCGUCCAAUCACUGCCCAGCGUUGCUUCUCUGGGUAGUUUCAAAAUGGCCCCUCUGGACUUCGAGAAAGAUGAUGAUUCUAACCAUCACAUGGACUUCAUAGUGGCAGCCUCCAACCUCCGGGCCACCAACUAUAGUAUCCCUAUAGCAGACAGGCAUAAGAGCAAGGGGAUAGCAGGCAAGAUCAUUCCCGCCAUUGCCACGACAACCUCGCUAGUGGUCGGGCUGGUGUGCCUGGAAAUGUACAAACUUGUCAUUGGAAACAAAAAGAUUGAAUCCUACAAAAACGGAUUCAUCAAUUUGGCUCUACCUUUCUUUGGUUUUUCUGAGCCUAUUGGAGCUCCUAAAACAAAGUACAACGAUGUGGAGUGGACACUAUGGGAUCGGUUUGAUGUUCCUGGCCUCAAGGAAGACGGCUCUGAAAUGACCCUCAGGGACUUCCUCGAUUAUUUCAAGAAUCAGCACCAGCUUGAUAUUAACAUGCUCUCGUACGACGUCUCCAUCCUUUACUCGUUCUUUAUGGACAAGAAGAAAGUGGCAGCUAGAAUGGCCAUGCCGAUGUCGAGGGUUGCCCAGGAGGCUAGUAAGAAGGGCAUACGUCCAGGUGUUCGUAACCUAGUGCUGGAGAUCUGCUGCACUGAUGCUAACGAUGAAGACGCUGAAGUGCCCUACAUCAACUACAACUUCAAGUGAACACUAGAGAGAGAGCAUUUAGUGAUUGUGACUACAUUAGACUAAAACCCGAGUAUAGUUAUUGCAUUUAUGUGGUAGCAAUUUUAGAAUUGUUAAUUAGAUUGUUAAUCAUUAAUUUCGUUGAUUGGA
Molecule: messenger RNA, 3531 nt
Organism: Halichondria panicea
Lineage: Eukaryota; Metazoa; Porifera; Demospongiae; Suberitida; Halichondriidae
Product: ubiquitin-like modifier-activating enzyme 1
Exons: 21
Coding region: 268-3402 (1044 amino acids)
Biological process (GO): ubiquitin-dependent protein catabolic process; DNA damage response; protein ubiquitination
Cellular component (GO): nucleus; cytoplasm
Molecular function (GO): ubiquitin activating enzyme activity
Source: RefSeq, a predicted model, not a curated record